This is a messenger RNA of Sinocyclocheilus grahami, 2933 nucleotides long. It is a transcript of the gene dnajc16, whose product is annotated as DnaJ (Hsp40) homolog, subfamily C, member 16. The transcript has 13 exons. The record is from RefSeq and is a predicted model, not a curated record. The coding region runs from base 130 to 2298 and encodes 722 amino acids. Lineage: Eukaryota; Metazoa; Chordata; Actinopteri; Cypriniformes; Cyprinidae.
AGGGGAUGUUUGUGCCGCUGUGAAUCUCUGCUAAUAUUAAUACGCAAUGAUUAUGGUUUAUGAACGCGUCACUCAGAUGGAUGGAUGAACUUCUGUCACCAUUAGUAGCGUCUUCGGGUAGAAGAACACAUGAUGAGGAUGGUGGUGGUAUUGCUCUCUGUGAUGAUGGUCUGUGUGCUCCUUAUGGAUGCUACGGUGGAAAGCACUGCAGAAUUUGAUCCAUAUAAGGUUCUCGGAGUCACUAGAAGUGCAAGCCAAGCAGAAAUCAAGAAAGUGUACAAACGCUUGGCCAAAGAAUGGCAUCCUGAUAAAAACAAAAAUCCUGAAGCAGAAGACAUGUUCAUCAAGAUUACAAAGUCUUAUGAGAUCUUAACAAACGAGGAGAAGAAAGCCAGCUACGAUCGCUAUGGACAAACAGAUAACGCUCAUCCGUAUGGACGUGGCCAUCAUGGUUUCCGCCACUUUCAUGACAACUUCUACUUUGAUGAGUCUUUCUUCGACUUCCCCUUCAACAAUAAGGGUGGCCGGGAUUUUGCUAACAGCAAGUACAUGUUGCAUUUCAAACAGUAUGUCAAUGAAGUUGUUCCUGACAGCUUCAAGAGGCCUUACUUGAUCAAGAUCACCUCAGACAGGUGUUUCAGCUGCAUCCAUUUCGAGCCAGUCUGGAAAGAAACAGUGCAGGAAUUGGAAACUCUAGGGAUUGGAAUUGGUGUGGUUGAUGUUGGUUACGAGCGGCGUUUAGCAAAUCAUUUGGGUGCACAUCAGACUCCAUCCAUUCUUGGUGUCGUCAAUGGAAAAGUGGCUUUCUUCCAUUACGCUGUUGUUAAAGGCCACCUGAUGCAGUUCAUAGAAGAUUUGCUGCCACAGAGACUAGUUGAAAAGGUUACAGACAAGAACAACCAAGAGUUUCUGAAGAGCUGGCAUGAGCUGAACAAGCCACAUGUCCUCCUGUUUGACCAAGUGCCUUCGGUUCCUCUGCUUUAUAAGCUUACAGCAUUUGCCUAUAAGGAUUAUGUGCAGUUUGGAUACGUUGAUCAAGGUCUUUCUGAAACCACUGACCUGCUGAGAAAAUUCAACAUCAAUACUUAUGCGCCAACCAUGCUUGUCUUCAAAGAGGACGUGGAGAAGCCUGCAGAUAUAAUACAGGCUAAAGGGAUGAAGAAGCAGAUAAUAGAUGACUUCAUCUCCAAUAACAAGUUCCUCCUGGCUCCUCGUCUGGUAAACCAGAAGCUAUUUGAUGAGCUUUGCCCUGUCAAACAGUUCCAUCGUCGUAGGAAAUAUUGCAUUCUACUCAUCACCGGUGAGGAAGAGUCCUUUGCAACAGGGAAUGAAGCCUUCCUCUCGCUAGCCUCUACCAGCACUAAUGAUGUGCUUCGGUUUGCUUACGUCUACCAGCGACGUCAGCAGCCCCUAUGUGAUGUUCUCUUAAAGAACAAAGACAGCACACCACCACAGGUGGUGAUUCUGGAGAGGCGUAACGGAGCUGGUAAGAUUCUGUAUAAGCCAGUUUUGGGAGGAUGGAAUGGCAGUAAGGAAGACAAACACAAGCUCCUGGAGGAACUUGAAAGACUGCAAAAGCAUCCCUCCAUCCUUAACUGUGACGCUGUUCUCCCAGAGCUCAACAAUGAGUUCACCUCAAUGUUUUUAAUAAGAUGGAUUUACACAGCAUAUGACUACUUAUCUGAAAUUAUCGAUGAUCUUCUUCACAAUAACUGCAGUCGCCCACCAAAGAAAAACUUUGUGGAGGUGACAGAGUUAACCGACAUUACAUACACUAGUAACCUGGUGAAGUUGAGGCCGGGUCACAUCAAUGUAGUUCUGGUACUUACUGAUUCCACAAAGAACAUCCUGCUCAGCAAAUUUGCCAAGGAAGUUUAUUCGUUCACUGGGAGUUUGACGUUGCACUUCUCCUUCCUAAAUGUGGAUAAACACAGCGAAUGGAUGGCGGCCGUGUUGGAAUAUGCUCAGGACGCCAUGCAGAUCGACACAGAUGAGGAAGAAGUGGGCAUCCGCAAAGUAGACUACACAGGCUAUGUUCUAGCCCUCAAUGGCCAUAAGAAAUACCUGUGCCUUUUCAAGCCAGUCUACACAGGUGAAGAUUUGGAUAGCAAGCCGGAAGAGGAAGGAGGAGGUUCCCGGUACAGGAAGGGCAUGACACGCUCUCGGUCCACAAGUCUUCAGAUCCACCACAAACUGGAUCGACUCGGACUCUGGAUAGAGCGACUGAUGGAAGGGACGCUGCCCCGGUACUACGUCCCAUCCUGGCCCGGUCUGGACAAGAUCACUGUCAAUAAAUGAAGCCUCAUUGAAGGUAACAUGCUUUUGCUAGAGCAGCUGGAUUAGAAGCACUGAAGGCCUCAGAGAAACCAGGCUUGAUGCUGCUCAGAGCCAGAUGCUCACGAGACGAUUAUAUGUAAGACUUUGAAGAAGCGUCUUUAGUUUUGCAUUGCGGAGGAAAGGAAAGUGUUUGAAGUACUUGAAUCGACACUGAUGCUGACUUCUUGGAAAUGUUUUCUUGAGCUGCUCUAAUGGAGGGCUUUACAGUCAGUUUGGGUCUUCGGUAUUUAUUUCAAAAGGCUCAAAAUAGAGCCAAAAUAUCAAUACAGCUAGCCUAGCUUUCGAUUUUAAACAUUUCCGCUCCACGAAUAACAUUGCAACAUGCUGCAAGUAAAAACAUAACGUAGCAUAACAAACAUGAUCACUGUAGACUUUUAGUCCUAUGUUUACUCAUGACAAUGCUGUGAAUGUUUUUUUCUCUCCCUUUAAUUUAACCCUCUUGAUCUAGAAAGUGCAAUAUUAUAACUUUUUUGCAAACACUUUACAGUAAGGUUAUAUACAGUAUGUUAACUUUAGUCAAUGCAGUAAAUUAAAUGCUUUCGCAGCAUUUAUUAAUCAUUGGAUAAUGCAUAUUUCCAAAGUACAUAUACUACCAC